Molecule: messenger RNA, 1129 nt
Organism: Somion occarium
Lineage: Eukaryota; Fungi; Basidiomycota; Agaricomycetes; Polyporales; Cerrenaceae
Source: the annotation of a GenBank genome assembly
ACUCAUUUGGUUUGCAUGCGAUAUACACGAUGCAAGGACGUCGCAUGCUCAACGUUCAACGUGGAAUUGGCAGUGAACCAAAUACAAGGGCAUAUCCUUAUGGACAAGUCCUCCGAUACAUCACCUUGUUGCUCUUCAGCUGCAGAUGUGCGUUCUGGGGCUUCAAAUCGUGACUCACAGUAUUACUUUGAUGAUGGUUUAACGGUGUUUGCGGUUGAGAACCACCUAUUCAGAGUACAUCGCUACUUCCUUACGCGGGACUCAGAGUUCUUUCGGGGAUUGUUCACUUGUCCCCCUCCUCCAGGAGAAGUUGCAGAGGGGCAAUCAGAUGAGAAGCCAAUUAUCCUGGAGGGUGUGAAGGAGAGUGAGUUUAGAUGUCUAAUGCGUUUCUUCUAUGACGGCAUGUACACCCCCGCCGUAGUCUCACUUGACGACUGGAUCGCACUGCUGUCAAUUUCAACGCGAUACGUCUUCGAUCGCAUUCGAGAAAUGGCGAUUCAAGAGAUCUCCACCAAAGUACUCGAUCCCAUCAAGAAGAUCAUCCUUGCGAAUAAAUACGACAUACCACAAUGGCUUCCUCCCGCUUUCGUCGAUCUUUGCAAACGCCCCGAAUCACUCUCGGAGUCUGAAGCGGAAACUCUGGGGUUGAAGACUAUAGUACGAGUAGCUCGUGCGCGUGAGUCAGUCAGGGACAAGGGAUAUGUGACGUGGACCCCUAGGAGCUAUUUCCCUCACGACAGAGUCUAUUCAUUCAACGAGAGGGGGGUCUUGUCAGUGAUUAAUGAGGUUUGGCCAGAGUAUGCCGGUGCUAUUGUCCCUGCAUGAACGUAGAUAUGACAUGUGGGAAGUGACCUGUAUUCAUCCGGGAAAUACGCCUUCCAGAUUCGCUGUUGCACCUAGGUUGGACAACAUGAGAAUCUAGAGCACCUGAUUGCUUGCGAUUGCUUGCGAUUGCUUGCGACUGCUACUCAUAAUCUCCGCACUCGUUAUCACACAAGAUCUUCCAUGCCUGCUUAUCUAUUGUUAACCAUUUUCUAUCGUGCACGUUGAACGCUAAUGUGUAUAUAAUGUGACCCACCUUGGCUCACGUCAACGACAUAUUCACUGCGUCCCUGGUUGGUAACUCUCC